GGACGCUCGACAUUUACCCACGUUGUGUGGUCGGGACUCUGUGUUGAAGUCUGCUAUUUUAUUUCUCCUAUCAACUGAUGGUUUCAGAUAUUACCUAAACAUCACACUAAUGAUUUCUUUUUGUUUCCUAGCCAAAUGACGACUCAUAUCACCUGGGCAAAUACGACCAAAGUGGAGAAUGGAAAGAUGAUUGAACAUGUGUCGUUCGGGUCGUUUGUAAAAAAAUUCAACCUCAGGGAUAAAGAGAUAGCAAAAACACUGUACGCAGACCUACUCAACUCCCCGAACAUUAACGAAAAACGACGUCAACGUCUAAAGCGAGCGUAUGAUGAAUUCCGAGACUCUCGUCUACAAUCCUUCUGGACGUCAUGGGAACAAACACUCUUCUUGAAUGAGACUCAAAAAAAAUUGGAGGUGAACGCCGCUAUAGUCCGCAAGGAGACCGCCAUCAUGGCGCAACAGGCGUCGCUUCACGAUUCAGCCAGUGUCUUUGCGGCUCCACCGUCGAGCAGUAAGGGAAUGAUCCUCACUCCAGCAUCUUCGGCAACAGUUACACCAAUGUCAGCAACUGGAGUGGCAGAGACUGAAGCCGAAUUGAAUGCAAAGAUAAAUACACUAGAUCGUGACCUUGAAGCUGCUCUAGAGCAAUGGACCGCUUCAAUCGCUGGUCAGAUUAAGGAAGUGGAAUUAAUAUCAUUUCAGCAGAAGCAACUGAGAAGCCUAAGACUAAGAAUCAUUGGUAUAUUUGAGCAAUGAGGUCGCACAACUCCAAGAUGAUAAUGGGAGCCUACUGGAAAAAAUAUCUCGAAUUCAAAGGAAACUUUGUGAGCAGCUAGAAGUCAAUCGAAA
This is a messenger RNA of Lobosporangium transversale, 849 nucleotides long. RefSeq lists its product as hypothetical. The coding region runs from base 136 to 756 and encodes 206 amino acids. The record is from RefSeq and is a predicted model, not a curated record. Lineage: Eukaryota; Fungi; Mortierellomycota; Mortierellomycetes; Mortierellales; Mortierellaceae. The transcript has 4 exons.